AGCUGGCGUGCACCCCUCCCGUCUCCUCUGUCGACAGCAGAGCCUCCUCCAGCCUCUUUAAACAGCUUUCAGAGCCACACAAGCGACAUUUCGGGGGUCCGAUCUGUAGCUCUCCGUCCUCACAUCUCUCAUACCUGUGUGUGCGUGUGUGUUUCUGAGGAUAUUUCUUUUUCUGUCGGAGCGCUGGGAGCCAGAGCCGAGCACAGACGGAGCAGUGUGUUCUAGGCUACUUCAGUGGGCGGAUAAAGCGGAGGAGGGCAUCCGGGCCUGGCAGCUCCGGAGGGUCGGCUCGAAACGACGGAAUUCACUGUUUUCAGGCUGUGCACUGCCCUGAUAUGGAAAAGAUGAAGAGGAUUAAGAAGCGUCUGUCGUUAACACUCCGCUCCAGUCAGACCAUUGAUGAGUCCCUGUCCGAACUGGCCGAGCAGAUGACCAUCGAGGACGGCGGCACAAAGGACAAUGAGCCCUUCAUGAGGAACGGCCGCCCCCCCACCUCCCACAGCAUGCACUCCUUCCUGCACCAGUACACCGGCUCCUUCAAGAAGCCCCCCCUCCGCCGGCCGCACAGUGUCAUCGGCGGCACCCUGGGGUCCUUCAUGGCAAUGCCGCGCAACGGCAGUCGUCUGGACAUUGUACAUGAGAACUUGAAGAUGGGAUCAGACGGGGAGAGCGACCAGGCAUCGGGAACAUCAUCAGACGAGGUUCAGUCUCCAACUGGCGUCUGUCUGAGGAACCGAGUCCACCGACGGAUCUCCAUGGAGGACCUCAACAAGCGACUGUCGCUUCCAGCUGAUAUUCGAAUUCCCGACGGUUACCUGGAGAAGCUGCAGCUCAGCAGCCCGCCCUUCGACCAGCCGCUCAGCCGACGCUCCCGCCGAGCUUCGCUGUCGGAGAUUGGUUUUGGGAAGUUGGAGACGUACAUUAAGCUGGACAAGCUGGGAGAGGGAACCUACGCCACAGUAUUCAAAGGACGCAGUAAGCUUACAGACAACCUGGUGGCAUUGAAGGAGAUCAGGUUGGAGCACGAGGAGGGAGCGCCAUGCACUGCCAUCCGAGAAGUGUCGCUACUGAAGGACCUCAAACACGCCAACAUCGUGACACUACACGACAUCGUUCACACUGACAAGAGCCUCACACUUGUCUUCGAGUACCUGGAUAAGGAUCUGAAGCAGUACAUGGAUGACUGUGGCAACAUAAUGAGCAUGCACAAUGUGAAGAUCUUCCUGUUCCAGAUAUUGCGAGGGCUGUCAUAUUGCCAUAAGAGGAAAGUUCUCCACAGGGACCUGAAGCCCCAGAACCUCCUCAUCAAUGAGAGAGGAGAACUCAAACUGGCUGAUUUUGGUCUGGCGAGGGCCAAGUCUGUUCCAACUAAAACUUACUCCAACGAGGUGGUGACUCUUUGGUACCGGCCUCCUGAUGUUCUACUGGGUUCCUCUGAGUAUUCGACGCAGAUCGACAUGUGGGGUGUUGGUUGUAUAUUCUAUGAGAUGGCUGCAGGACGGCCUCUGUUCCCCGGCUCCACUGUGGAGGACGAGCUCCACCUCAUCUUCAGGUUACUGGGCACACCCACAGAGGAGAACUGGCCGGGAAUCUCCUCUAUCGAAGAGUUCAAAUCCUACAAUUUCCCCAAAUAUAAACCACAGCCGUUAAUCAACCACGCUCCCAGGCUGGACAGUGAAGGCAUCGAGCUGCUGCUGGCUUUCCUCAGAUACGAAUCCAAGAAGAGGAUUUCAGCUGAUGAGGCGAUGAAACAUUCCUACUUCAGGCAGCUCGGAAUGAGAGUCCACACACUGCCUGAGAGUGUAUCAAUAUUCACAUUAAAAGAAGUGCAGCUGCAGAAAGACCCUGGCUACAGGAACUCCUCGUACCCAGAGUCAGGUAACGGCAAGAUCAACAGGAGGCAGAGCAUGCUCUUCUAGUGUCCAGUGAAGAGGAUGGUCGACUGCCCAGCUUCAUCACCACUUCCCACCAACCUCUCGCAUGAGCCCACCUCCCUUCAGAGUGACCCCCAUCUGCACACACACACACACACAUAAACACGCACACACACCCUGCUGAGUGAGUGACUCCGGUCUGAAUCUAUGUGGAGAUUGUGUUUAUUUAUUUUGGGGUGUGGGGGGGGUGAGGUUGAAUUUUUUGCUGCUAAACUACUACUGUCUGUAUUUAACACACUGUGUGUGCGCGUGUGCAUGUGUGUGCGUGUGUGUACAUGAUGUGAACUCGAGCCGCCAUGCACAGUUGAGCAGUCAGUAAGGUUACUGUUUGUUUUUCUUCUGACUACGAUUCUCCGGCUUUGUUUGAGUUAGAAUUCCACUGGUGUUGAUGUCGACGCUGUGAUCCAAGUUGUUGUUCUUGUUGUCGUGCUUGGAGACCGAACGCUUCAGUUUCUUCAGAUUUUUUUUUAUGAAUAUGUAUAUCUAUAUAUAUAGAGAUUUGGAGUUUAUGUUUUGUUUUUCUUCGAGCUUCCGUGACUGAACUCCACAGCAUUUCCAGGUUUAGAAAGACUGGGACACCUAGAUGGUCUUGGCUGGGGAAAAGAGGUUCCACUGGAUACACCAUCGUCACUUUUUCCGAAACAUUUCAGACAGACUCGUCUUUGAGAGAUCCUGCUGCCCUCAGGAAGUUACACUGAGGGUCAAAAAGCAGGUCUGUGAUUGGACUGUGCUAACAGUUUGAAGCUGAGAGUUAAAGAAGCACACACAGAGUCCAAUCAAACUGGGGAGAACAUGAAACCAACUUUGGUUCUUUUGUUCUUUUUGACCAUUCUGGCUCAGCAACAGGACCAAACCUGAGGAGUAAGGGGAGGCAAACAGUUGGGAAGACGAGCAGAAAGCUCCCGUCCAAGAAUACUGGAGCUUGACAGGAAGUCAUGUGACGUCCCACAGGAAGCCAGAAAGCCUUCUGUAAAAGCCCUCACAAAACUGCCAGGACUUCAGUGCUUUUU
Messenger RNA from Toxotes jaculatrix (banded archerfish), 2944 nucleotides. RefSeq names its product cyclin-dependent kinase 17 (gene cdk17). The record is from RefSeq and is a predicted model, not a curated record. Gene Ontology annotation, cellular component: nucleus; cytoplasm. NCBI's taxonomy places the organism in Eukaryota, Metazoa, Chordata, Actinopteri, Toxotidae. Gene Ontology annotation, molecular function: protein kinase activity; ATP binding. The transcript has 17 exons. Gene Ontology annotation, biological process: protein phosphorylation. The coding region runs from base 336 to 1919 and encodes 527 amino acids.